Theileria parva strain Muguga is the source of this 1686-nucleotide messenger RNA. RefSeq names its product ATP synthase F1 subunit alpha (gene ATP5A1). The transcript has 6 exons. Gene Ontology annotation, molecular function: ATP binding; proton-transporting ATP synthase activity, rotational mechanism; ADP binding. NCBI's taxonomy places the organism in Eukaryota, Apicomplexa, Aconoidasida, Piroplasmida, Theileriidae. The record is from RefSeq and is a predicted model, not a curated record. The coding region runs from base 49 to 1686 and encodes 545 amino acids. Gene Ontology annotation, biological process: proton motive force-driven ATP synthesis; proton transmembrane transport.
GGGGUACUGUGUUAAUUAAAUUAUAAAAUCAACACCUAAGUGUUAAAAAUGAGAUAUAUUAAUAGGAUAGUAAAACUAGCGAUACCGAAGGGUAAAUUACAGGCACAAAUAUCCACUGGAUUCCACUUGGGUUUAAGGCCAUUCAGCACUAAUAAAGUAUCACCUGCUGAAAUUUCAAAAUUACUACAAACUAAAAUUGGUGGAUGGGAUUCUCAGAAAGAUGUGAGGGAUGUUGGACAUGUAAUAAAUGUUGGUGAUGGAAUCGCUCGUAUUUAUGGCUUAAAAGAAGUGAAGGCUGGCGAACUUGUUAUGUUCUCUUCCGGUGUUGCUGGUAUGGCUCUGAAUCUCGAAACUGAUAACAUUGGUGUCGUUAUUUUCGGUGAUGAUAGGAAUAUAUUGGAGGGAGAUACUGUAACACGUACAAAUCGUAUAUUAGAUGUCCCAGUCGGCCCUGAAUUGUUAGGUCGCGUUGUAGACGCUUUAGGUCGUCCAAUUGAUGGAAAAGGUGAUCUUGUUACUAAGGAGACAAGUCGUGUUGAGGUUCCAGCUCCUGGAAUUAUCGACCGAAGAAGUGUUCAUGAACCCAUGACAACUGGAAUGAAAUGUGUUGAUUCUCUUGUUCCAAUUGGUCGAGGCCAACGUGAACUUAUUAUUGGUGACAGGCAAACUGGGAAAACAGCUUUGGCCAUUGAUACUAUACUGAAUCAACGCCUAGUGAAUGAAGGUUUAGAAGAGAAUAAGAGAUUAUAUUGUAUAUACGUGGCAAUUGGGCAGAAGAGAUCAACUGUGGCUAGGAUACUAAAGAUCUUGGAAGAUAAUGAUGCCCUCAAAUAUACCAUCGUUGUUGCUGCUACUGCUUCAGACCCUGCCCCUUUACAGUUUCUAGCUCCUUUUACUGGAUGUAGUAUGGGCGAGUGGUUCCGUAAUAAUAAGAAGCAUUGUGUUAUUAUUUAUGACGAUUUGUCUAAACAGGCAACUGCUUAUAGGCAAAUGUCUUUAUUGUUAAGAAGACCACCAGGACGUGAAGCUUAUCCAGGUGAUAUAUUUUAUUUGCAUUCUCGGUUAUUGGAACGCGCUGCUAAGAUGAGUGACACUAAAGGUUCUGGCUCUCUCACUGCUUUACCCGUAAUUGAAACCCAGGCCGGAGAUGUCUCUGCUUAUAUUCCAACUAAUGUCAUUUCUAUUACCGACGGACAAAUUUUCCUAGAAUCUGAGCUUUUCUAUAAAGGAAUAAGACCUGCUAUAAAUGUUGGAUUAUCAGUAUCGAGAGUAGGAUCAGCAGCACAAUCAAAGGCAAUGAAACAAGUUUCUGGUACUAUGAAGCUUGAUUUGGCUCAAUUUCGAGAGAUUCAAGCAUUUUCACAAUUCGGUUCGGAUUUGGAUUCCAGUACUCAACAAUUGUUGACUAGAGGUACUCUUCUGACUGAGUUGUUGAAGCAGAAACAGUAUGCACCAUUGUCAAUUCCACUGCAAAUUUGCGUAAUUUACGGAGGAGUUAACGGUUUACUCGACAAACUUGACCCCAAACUUGUGGGUAAAUACGAGGAACAACUACUUCAACACCUCACAACUCAGCAUUCAGAUUUGUUAUCUACGCUUGAGAGGGAAGGAGUUUUAAGCCCAGAAACUGAAGCUAAACUUAAAUCCACACUUGAACAAUUUGUAGAUAAUUUCAAUAAAUCUUAA